GGUAGUACCUCUUAAAAAAAGUAGAAGAGGGAGUUGAAUGUCACACGUACCGAUACUAUUUCGUAGAAAAUAGUAGAAAGGAGAACGUCGAAAAUAACAAUAUAGCGUUAUUAGCUACUGGUAAAACGAUAAGUCACGUACAUAACAAUGCCACAAUACACGAUAUGAAGGGAAAAGCAUAGAGCAUUGGGGAAUAGCAAACAGGCAUAUGUACAUCUUCCUCCGUUGCGUUGUUGGGGACAUUUCACGAUAGUCAACAAGAACGUCCACAGUGAUAGACUGUCAAUGCCUUCCUCUUCAAAAAUAUAAGGCUUGCAUUGACACUACUUUAGGCAAACACACCCACACUAUUGUUUAUUUACAAGAGACCAACUGCAACUAGUCAUGGAUCAAAGAUAUUAAUGUACUUGCUGUCAGAGAAUUUAUGCAUCACACAACUUCAUGUGUAGUAUCUGUAUUGUUACAGCACAUCGAAAAGUGUUUGUGGGAGAUGUCAAGAAUGUGACCAACGAACUGUUGUUAAUGUUAUGAGCUUCGUAGAAAGAAUGAUAACUAAGUUUGGUGCUAGUUGUGCCUAUGGUCUAGGUGUGCUGUAUCUUUUCAAUAUAAUUGUCGUUGGGGAUACCCAGUUGCUCAUUAACGUAAAAAAUCAGGGUGGCGACGUUUUGCAGGAAACAAUUUCAGCAAAUGUAUCGGAAGACAUAGUAAUAUUAGAAUUCCAGCGCUCUGAUGGAACACUCGUGACGCAGCUUGUUGACUUCAGGAAUGAUGUGCAAGUACUGAAGGCACUUGUAUUGGGUGAAGAAGAACGUGGCCAAAGUCAGUAUCAGGUUAUGUGCUUUGUCAGACAUUUUCACAAGGGAGACUUUAUAUCAGCAGAUGCAAUGGCUAAGCUUCGCCAGAAGAAUCCAGGCACUGUAAGGACACCAGAAGAAGACAGGGGACGCGAGAAUUUCACAAUGGAUUUGAUUGUUGAUGUGAACAAGAGUGGUGCCAUAUCACAUCAUAUUGCAGCUAUGUGUGGAGAAGCAUCUGAUGCUACAUAUACCAGAGAACAAGAUUUGCAACUAUGGGCAGCACGUCCAGGUGCAUCACUGUCGGCACUGCUUGCCUCUGUCUCUAGGUCACCACCUGACGGAGGAUCACAGGCAGGACCUGUUCCCCGCUGCCUGGAAACUGCGGACCCUUGGCAUGCUUGCACUUGUAAUCUGGAGCUUUGUGUCGGGUGGUACCCUUGUGGUCUGAAGUAUUGCAAGGGCAAGGAUAGGGCAGCAGCCCUGCCUGGAGGUGGAUAUCGCUGUGGCAUUAAGACUUGUCGAAAGUGCAGUCUUCUCUCUUAUUAUGUGCGGCACAAACAGCUCUGCCUCUGGGAUGAAUGACCCAGGCCUGUUGCUGGCUGGGCCGGCACCUAGCACACAUGUGGAAUGCAGUAUUUCUCUCCAUAUGAGGAAGGUGUGCCACUCUUCGCACACAUUGUCUUCAGAAGUGUUGCUGCUUAUGUUCUGUGAGCUAUGAUCACUUGGAAUUUACCAUAUGGCAAGCUAUAGUCAUAUGUGGAUGUGGGGUUCCAAGUGGUAAUAAUUUUUUACUAUAGCAACACCACAUCAGUCCUAUGUUUUGCACUGGUGACGUCUAACAGAAUACAAGAUGUAAAUGUGUGGUGUGUCUGCAAAGAGUCUUAUACUGUUUUGUUAAACAGAAAUAUAUAAUAGCUGUGUGCUAGCAUAUUCUUUCAAGAUAGGGGAAAUUCAGAUAUGACGCGGUAUUGUACGGUGACCACGAAGCACUGCGGUUAACAUGCAGUGGUAGUGCUGAUUCUUGGUAAAAUGCAUAAAGCAUGCAGUGAUUAGCUAAACCAAGAAAGUUUAUAAGAAACUGCAUUAAAAUUGUUUCCUCUUGCUUCCAUUGUCUGUAAACAAACAUGUACAUAGUAUUGAAUAUAAACUGCUACUUUUAUACACUUUUUGUACAAUGAUAAAUAAAAAGAUUUUGUAAUUUAAAAUUAAUAAACUUUUGUGCCUAGAA
Schistocerca gregaria is the source of this 2025-nucleotide messenger RNA. RefSeq names its product out at first protein (gene oaf). The record is from RefSeq and is a predicted model, not a curated record. Bases 528 to 1379 code for a protein of 283 amino acids. NCBI's taxonomy places the organism in Eukaryota, Metazoa, Arthropoda, Insecta, Orthoptera, Acrididae. The transcript has 6 exons.